Paramecium octaurelia is the source of this 1048-nucleotide messenger RNA. NCBI's taxonomy places the organism in Eukaryota, Ciliophora, Oligohymenophorea, Peniculida, Parameciidae. The record is from the annotation of a GenBank genome assembly.
UAUAAAAGGGAUGAAAUCUAUAUAUUAAGACAUGUUAAAUAGAGCUUAUAACACUCUAUUCCACCCAUCCGUGUAAUGGUUUAGGAUUCUAACUCCAGUGAGCAAAUUUGUUACGAUUUUAGGGUUACAAUAUUUUCAGAUACCCUGCACCAGCAUCAGAAUAAAUUAAUCAUAUUGAACAUGACUUCAAAACUCCUUAUCGUGAUUCAAAAUAUUAUGUCAGACAUGAUGAACCUGUAAUCGAAAGAGUAGCAAAGGUUACAUUCACAGACCCUUUGAAUGAAACUCCAUCUGAAAAGUAAUUGAUAUUCAUCAAGAAUCUAUUAGAUUAGUCAGAUUAAAAUUGCUUACUAAAGAUCAAGUCAACAAUUCAGAAGCUGUAUAAACGGCAACUUAACAAUACGAAUAAAAAUACGGAUUGCCUUUGUCUUAAAAGGGUAAGAUAUAAUUAUCAAUAUUUUAGUGUAUUGCAAUCAAGUUGGAGGUGGAGAUGCUCUUUAAGACUUUUUCCAAGGUGAAAAUAUCAGAGAAGUCAUGGCUAGCUUUGUGAGACAAUAAUGGGAAGAAGUCAAUGAAAAUGCGCUUGAAGACUUAAACUGUACCAAUUUAGAUGACGAUUACCAUCCAGUUUUAAAUGAGAAGGUCGGAUUCAAUCUUCAAGAAAAUGAUCCUCUUUUUAGAUAACUAAUUGUUGAUUUACACACUUUAGUUAAAAAUAUUGGGGUAAAAUUAUUGAUUGUUAUGAUUUUCAAAAAAGGAAAAAACAAAAUAAGAGGGUCAUCUAACAUUCUUCAGGGGAGAUCCUAACUAUUGGCAUGUCCUCGAUAAUAGUUUCCCAGUUGAAUCCAUUAGAUUGAUUUAAAACACUUUGGGUGAUGAAGUCUCCUAAUUAGGUAUUACAAUGGAUGCUAUGUUUUAUUUUAGAUCCAAAAGCAUUAUAAAAACAACACAACAGAGAGGAUUAUCACAUUGAACAAAAGGUGUAAGUACCCAUAGAAAAUAAAUAUUAUUCAUGAAAUCAUAAAUAAAUAAAAUAUUUAUUCAGUAU